UGACUGGAACAACUCCCACACGAACAUCAGCUGAAGAUGCGCAGUCGCAGUAAAAGGCAUGCAGAACUCAUGAAGGUGAAGAUCAGAGUAAUGCAGCAUUUCUUUGACCUGAAGGAAAGUGGUCUUCUGGAUCAGAAAACUGUGCACGUGGUGAAAGAGGCCAGAUGUGGAGUACCCGAUAUGGAGAACUUCAGCGUUUAUCAUGGAUGGUCCAAAUGGAAGAGCAACACCAUCACUUACAGGAUUGCGAGAUAUACCCCUGAUCUCAGUCGAGAAGAGGUGGAGAACUCCUUGCGUUUGGCUCUAAAUAUAUGGAGUGAUGCUGCUCCUCUGAAGUUUGUCCAAGUAAACCAUGGCAGGGCAGACAUUACCUUCUCUUUUCUCUCCAAAGCACAUGGAGACUUUUUCCCUUUCGAUGGGCCUGGAGGGGUGCUAGCUCACGCUUUUGACCCUGGAGAGGGAACUGGAGGAGAUGUUCACUUUGACGAGGAUGAAACAUGGACAGCGGGACAUAGCAGACUAGGUGCAGCACAUUACAUGUGGAUGAGAACAAACUGGAAGACAUACCGGAACAGACUAAGAGAAGGUCCUCAGAGUGUUUUUCUACCGAGCGUCACCUCGCCUGUAGAUGCAGCCUAUGACAUUCCUUCAAAACGACUGGUAUAUGUGUUCACAGGGCCUAAAUAUUUUGUGGUUCACAAACUGGAGUCGAAGAGCUAUUAUGGCUCCAUCUAUGAGUUUGGAUUUCCAAAAACAGUAAAACAAAUAGAUGCUGCUGUUCAUGUCAGUGAACGCGGAAAGACCUACUUUUUCACAGGAGACUACUAUUUCAGUUAUGAUGAGAAAAGAAGUGUGAUGGAUCCUGGAUUUCCAAGAAAAAUUUAUCCGGAUUGGCCUAGCAUUUUUGGGAAGGUGGAUGCAGCUUUUGAACUCAGUGGCCAUAUUCACCUCUUCUGCAGAUCAAAGUCAUUUAUCUUCAGCCAUCAGAAAAGACGUUUGCUGCGCAUUAUCAACACUAAUGCUUGGCUUGGCUGCUAAGAAUUGAAAAAAGAGACAAAAACAACUGAUCAAAAGUACAGGAAGGAAAUGUUUGACUGACUAUUGUGCCUCAUACAUCAAAUGUUAAAUAAGUUUAGUUGUACAGUAUGAAGUUAUUUCAUGACAUGUGGUCAGAAUUAUCAGUGAAGAAAUUCAGUGUCUUUGAAAACAUAUCUGCAUAUCUCUGAUUGACUAUAUUACUUAAAAUAACUUUGAACAUAAAGCAUCAUCAUUACGGUAGUAAACUCGUUUAGUUAACAUCAUGUGAGAAAAUAAGCAAAACCAUAUUUUCACUUGACUUUUAGUUCAUGUGAAUGCCUAUGGUAUUAUGAUGCUAUUUCAAUUGUACAUUUGACACUUAAAAAAAACAAAAACAAUUGAUGCAGUCCUGGUCUGGAAGCAUGAGAAAAUAGGCAAAAAAGACUGGCGUAACUGAACUAAGAGCACAGACACAUAGCGUCUCUGAUUUAAACUGAUAUGGCUUGUUGACCUAGUUUGGCUUAGUAAUCAAAAUAUCAUGGGCUCAGACCAUAUACGAGUAUAGAGAAUGUUCAAGAGCUGCAUGGGGAAUGAUUUAUUGUAGCCUGCAGCUCUAACAAGUCCUCGCUUACCCUGACUUUCUCAGUGACCACAUUUUUUACAUACAAGCCACAAUACAUAUCACAUUUAAAUGCAUUAUGUUGGCUCACCAAAACAUGUUGUGUAACAUUUAAGAUCAUUUAUGCUCACCAAUGAUGUAUUCAUGACCAAAAAUACAGCAAAAAAAAAGCAAUACUGUUAAAUAGUACAAUUUAUAACAACCAUUUUUAACUUAAAUAUAUUUUAAAAUGAAAUUCAUUCCUGUAAUG
Messenger RNA from Pimephales promelas (fathead minnow), 1886 nucleotides. The record is from RefSeq and is a predicted model, not a curated record. Lineage: Eukaryota; Metazoa; Chordata; Actinopteri; Cypriniformes; Leuciscidae.